This is a messenger RNA of Ceraceosorus bombacis, 500 nucleotides long. The record is from the annotation of a GenBank genome assembly. Lineage: Eukaryota; Fungi; Basidiomycota; Exobasidiomycetes; Ceraceosorales; Ceraceosoraceae.
GACGACGUGCAUGUAGUCUCCAAAGCGUUCCGAAGCCCCUGGAUGUGACGACACAUUGCCUUGACGUGCAGGGUACACAUGUCCUUCUUUGGUACUCACACUGCGAGCACCGAAGUUCAACUCCGAUCCUGCAGUUCAUCCUUGGUACGUCUUGAGUACACCAUCGAAAUACCCAGUAGGCUCUUGGGACGAACUUGUCCCGCGUCCUCAUAAGCAGACUGAGGCUUUAUUUGUUAUUGAUCCUUCUCCUCCACGUCUCUUGUCCGCCGGAAUCGAAGCUCGAGCGCAUUGUGUGCGCAGUUCACGGAUCCAACACCUACUUGCUACCUUUCAUCGCUACCAGUCUUGCUUGGCUGCUAUUUGCAGCAACCGCUCGUGAAGAUGCUGCGUUCUAAAGCAAAGCUCUCCAUGAUCAGGCUGGGCAGCCUCGUUCAGGAUGGAUGUUUAUCAAGAUCAACGGCAAGGACUGAGCCCACCGUCGUGCUACAGCAACGCGGGAU